ACAAAGAGCACUCAGUAGGUUUAGCUGGUAAAUCAUACAUAAAAGUGCUCGGCACACAGCGGCUCUAUUGGAUCUAAUCCGUUGAGCUCCGCCCAGCAGCUCCUCCAGCUGAUGCCUGUUUGCCGCUGCGUGUUUGGGAUUGUUGUGAUGGGAGGCCGCGGCCAUCUUGGAUCAGCACCGAUCCACACAGCGAGGAGCAGGACGCACAGGACGACUGAGCUCGGGCACUUGGCUAAUGGUAGCCUGGCGUCCUAAUUAACCACACCAGGGUGUUCUUCGAUAGUAAUGUGAUCUGCAGACUGCGUUUCAGCUGUUAGCCAUUUGCGUUGGCGCAGAAAUGGUCCGAAACAGCGUUAAUGGUUGAAGUCCAAGAGAAGAAGGGCGACGGCGGUGCACAUCCUCGGUGUAUAUUUUUUAUUUUUCUGAGGCGAUAUACUAUGAAUGGAGGAUAAAUGUUGCCGAAGGCUGACAGCUGCAGUUUUGUCCUCUUCUCGCUUUUCUUCGUCCUCACUUUAACGGACCCUCCACGGACAGGUCCACGACUAGCUCUGGCCAGAUUAUUGUCAGAGCAACGCUGUCCAGGGCAGUUUGCCUGCCGCAGUGGAAAGCUGCAGUGUAUCCCUUUGUCCUGGCAGUGUGAUGGCUGGACAGCAUGUGAGGACAAGAGUGACGAGAUGGACUGUCCUCCUCUAAAGGAGGAACGGUACCGCUAUGGAAAUGGCUUUGACCAGGGAGAAGAUGUCAUUGGUGUAGCCCAGCCUGUGCGCUUCAACAAAAAAUGUCCUACUGGGUGGCACCACUAUGAAAAGACGGCCAGUUGUUAUAAAGUCUACUUGAGGAAUGAGAACUACUGGCAGGCUGUGGACACCUGUCAGAAAGUGAAUGGCUCUCUGGCUACUUUUGUGACCAACGAAGAGCUGCAGUUCAUCUUAAAGAUCGAGGUAGACUUUGACGACAAAGUCUGUGAGCGCAGAGACCAGUGCAAAUUUUGGGUUGGCUACCAGUAUGUGAUAACCAACCAGAAUCACUCACUGCAGGGCCGCUGGGAAGUGGCGUAUAAAGGUGCUAUGCAGGUAUUUCUGCCACCUGAGGGUCUGGCCUCCAUUGGUGAUGCUUCUCCCUCCCAGGACAAUGUGUUCUGUGCCCAGCUCCAGCGCUUUCAGAUUAAAAGCAUGAAUGAAAGGGGUCUGCAUAGCUGGCACGCAGAAAACUGUUACAAGAAGUUUCCUUUUCUUUGUAAAAGAAGGCAAACUUGUGUGGAUAUAAAGGACAAUGUUGUGAAUGAGGGGUACUACUUCACCCCAAAAGGAGACGACCCGUGUUUGAGCUGCACGUGUCACGACGGAGAGCCGGAGAUGUGUGUGGCAGCUCUGUGUGAGCGGCCUCAGGGCUGCCAGCAUUUCCGCAAGGACCCUAAAGAGUGCUGCAAGUUCACCUGCCUUGACCCAGAUGGUAACAGCCUGUUUGACUCAAUGGCCAGCGGGAUGAGGCUGAUCGUCAGUUGCAUCUCUUCCUUCCUCAUCCUGUCCCUGCUGCUCUUCAUGGUGCACAGGCUGCGUCAGAGGAGGCGGGAGCGAAUUGAAACACUAAUUGGGGGAAACUUGCAUCAUUUUAACCUUGGGCGGAGAGUUCCUGGGUUUGACUACGGCCCAGAUAUGUUUGGGACUGGCCUUACCCCCUUACACCUGUCUGAUGAUGGAGAGGGAGGAGCCUUUCACUUCCAGGAGCCGCCUCCACCAUACGCUGCUUACAAAUACCCCGACAUGCCCCACCCGGACGACCCCCCUCCUCCGUAUGAAGCCUCCAUCAACCCAGACAGUCUGCUCUAUGUGGAUCUUGGCCACACUGGAGUUGCCAUGGUACCAGGCCAGAUUAAUGCCAUUGGAGAUGGACUACAAGCUGAUAUUCCUAACCCACAUGGUCCAGGGUCAGUGAUGGCCCCGCCUCAGGAGAGAGAGGACUCCAUAGACAGCAGCACCCUCCUGGUGGGGCCGGACACCCCCACAGAGGGCCCCAUGGCUCCAAACCCAAUGUCCCCUGACUCCUCUCUCAGCACUGCUGUAUAGGACUGACUCAGCAGCAGGACUAGUGCGCAGUCAGGAGGUCCUCUGAGUCUCUUGAGGACACAGCCCACUGCUCAGUCACCACGUGGAAACUUUGAUUUAAAAAAAAUGUCAUGACAUUUGAAGUUUGUACAGAAAUGAUAAAUAGUUUGAUUAAAAUACUUCAUGUUUUCUAAAGAGACUGGCAUCCGAGUGAUCAAAAGACUGUGGGGCAGGAGGAGUUAAACAGGACAUGAACUGAAGGGUCUGUUUUUACUCAGAACCCCAAAAAGAGCGACGCUUUUGAACUGCUGCGACCUGGCCUUAGAUCCAGAUGCUCUGCUGUAAAUACAGGUCUCAGGUCUGCACUGGUCCAGUUUAUACUCCUGUGUGCUGCUCCUACCAACAAUGACUUGCAGCUUUUAGUUUUGUGCUCUAUGUUUUGAAUCAGAUGAAUUUGUAUUGCUCUAUGAUCAUUGUUUUCAUUAGCUGUGCUUGUUGCAGCGUGCCCUAACUUUUCAUUAGCUAAUCUUCCUUCACGUUCAUAUUUGCGUGGUAAUAGGCAGGUGUCUUUUUGAAGAUGAUUUGCAGUAAAAGAUAUUUUGUAAUUGUAAAGUUUAAGAUGACUUGUUCUGGUUAGAUUUAUACGAGAAUCAUUGGACAUACAUUGUAUCAAAGCUCAUUAGGGUACUGCAGAUUGUUUCUGAUGAUAAUAUGACUAUAGUCUUGCUUUUGUGUGACAACAGAGUAAGCACAGAACUCCCCCAUCAACCAUGGUGUGAAAGUAUUACAUGAUAAUUAUACAGGGAUGUCACUAUGAGCUGAUUGCAGGGUAGUAAUGUAAACGGCAUUUUAUUUAACUAUGGAAUGCCAAAUAUUGUGCACGAUCUUUUUUUAAAAAUUUAUAUGUACUACUUUCAGGGGAGGGAGCUUUUUGUUAACAUGCUUCUGAAUUAAAAUCCUCAAUGUUGAUCACAGUACAGCGGCAACAUUAAAAUUAUACAAACAUGACCUAAACAGUUUAAAAUCAAUUUGACCAGAAUUGUAAAUCUGAACAAAUGGAAAUAUAUGUUCUGCUCUCAAAAGUUGCAGUGUUUUCACACUAUUUUUUGUGGGUAAUAUAUAGACAUCAGACAUGCACAUGAUUAUUCUUUAAAACUGAAGAUAGACCUAACUUUAAAAACAUGCAGCUCCAUUUUAGACAGCCUGAUCUUUUUGAUGUGAAUGCUUCCCGAUCACCCCCACUACAUUAGUGUGAUUCACUACAGGCCCAUUUUGAGACUCUGGGUUACUGACUUUACCUAGUAUUUUGGGGUCAGUGAGUUCUUUGCUCUUUUUGGAAAGAAAUAUAACAUUUAAAAAAGUCUUAGUCCCAUUUGAGAACAUGCUUUUGUUUGGAAGACAAUCACCUAAGCUACAAAUAAUGAGAGAAACCCACAUUCACCAGCGUAACAACGGCUUCUGAUCUGCCUCUUAAGUGGCUAUAAAUGUGUGAUGCUCUGUAGAUCUUAUGUUUGAAUGUAAUGAAAUUGUAUUACGCUUUAAGCUACCCAUCAUUCAGUUAUUUUUAUUUGGCUUUGACAAUUUCUUGUGGAUUUUCUGGCAACAUUAAUUUUGUUGCUGACGAUUUGGGUUUCUUUGCCUAAUUUUUCCAUACUGCUUUUUGGACCUGUGGUGCAUGAUAAAUAUUUUCUUUUGGCAUGAUUGUAAUUGUAAUGGCUUUUCUUUGGCAACAUUUUGAGCUAUCAGAUCUACCAUACUCGUACUCAACUCAACCAGCUGCGUUAUCCCGUUUGUUGCCAGUGUGAAACUGAUAUCCCAUUUUAAUACUGUAAAAUAGAAUACAUUCUGUCAUUGAUUUCUGAGCCUUUAAUUGAAAAGAUGCUUUGUUUUGCUAGGGCUUGUGUUUCUAAAUGGUGGAUUUACAUUUGAUCAAAUGCCAAAUAAAUUGCACCAUAAAGGAUGA
Molecule: messenger RNA, 4008 nt
Organism: Boleophthalmus pectinirostris (great blue-spotted mudskipper)
Lineage: Eukaryota; Metazoa; Chordata; Actinopteri; Gobiiformes; Gobiidae
Gene: dgcr2
Product: DiGeorge syndrome critical region gene 2
Exons: 11
Coding region: 453-2066 (537 amino acids)
Cellular component (GO): membrane
Molecular function (GO): protein binding
Source: RefSeq, a predicted model, not a curated record